AGUGUUUUCGCGUGCUGUGCUGUGAGCGCUGCUGCGGGGAGCUGUGAGGAGGCUGUCCACAACAUGAAGGCAGUGACCUAUGAUGAUGUGCAUGUUGACUUCAGUUGGGAAGAGUGGAAGUUGCUGGAUCCUUUCCAGAAGAAUCUCUACAAAGAUGUGAUGCUGGAGACCUACAGGAACCUCACUGCCAUAGGAUACAGUUGGGAAGACCAUAAUAUUGAGGAACAUUGUCAAAGUUCUCAAAAACAUGGAAGGCUUGAAAGAAGUCAUACUGGAGAGAAACCUUCUGUAUGUACUCAGUGUGUUAAAGCCUUUGCAUAUGACAGUCAUCUUCAAAGGCAUGAAAGCACACAUGCUGGAGAAAAACCCUAUAAAUCUAGCCAAUGUGGCAAAACCUUUGCACAUGAUAAAAAUCUUCAAAUGCAAAAAAGAACACAUACUGGAGAGAAACGCUAUCAAUGUAAUCAAUGUGGUAAAGCCUUUGCACGUCAUAGUAAUCUUCGAACACAUAAAAGAACACACACUGGAGAGAAACCCUAUGAAUGCAAUCAAUGUGGUAAAGCCUUUCCACAUUACAGAAAUCUUCAAAUACAUAAAAGAACACAUACUGGAGAGAAACCCUAUGAAUGCAAUCACUGUGGUAAAGCAUUUGCACGUCAUGGUAAUCUUCAUGCACAUAAAAGAACACAUACUGGAGAGAAACCCUAUGAAUGCAAUCAAUGUGGUAAAGCCUUUUCUCACCCCAGUCAUCUUCAAACACAUAAAAGAACACAUACUGGAGAGAAACCCUAUGAAUGCAAUCAAUGUGGUAAAGCUUUUGCACAACAAAUUACUCUUCAAAUACAUAAAAGAACACAUACUGGAGAGAAACCCUAUGAAUGCAAUCAAUGUGGUAAAGCCUUUUCAGACCACAGUCAUCUCCGAACACAUAGAAGAACACAUACUGGAGAGAAACCCUACAAAUGUAAUGAGUGUAGUAAAGCCUUUUCGUGUCGUAGAUAUCUUAAAAAGCAUAAAAGAAGACAUGCUGGAGACUAUGACUAUAAUCAAUGUGGUAAAGCCUUUGUACAACACAAUCAUCCCUAAACAAAUAAAACAUACUGGAGAGAAACCCUAUGAUUGUAAACAAUGUGGUAAAUCUUUUGCACAUCCCAGUAAUCUUCAAAUACAUAAAAGAACAUAUAAUGGAGAGAAACUCAAUGAAUGUAAUCAGUGUGCUAAAGCUUUUAUAUGUCAGGCGUCUUCAAAAUCGCGAGAGGAGCCGUACUACAGGGAAUCCUAAAGAUAUAGCUGGUGUGCUGAGCCUUUGCAUUGUGUGUAGGGGUAGAACUGUGUGCAGUCAGUCUGUUGAAGCCUGCAUCUUACAGUAGUCCUUGA
This is a messenger RNA of Chionomys nivalis (European snow vole), 1377 nucleotides long. RefSeq names its product zinc finger protein 120-like. Gene Ontology annotation, biological process: regulation of transcription by RNA polymerase II. The transcript has 4 exons. Bases 64 to 1086 code for a protein of 340 amino acids. The record is from RefSeq and is a predicted model, not a curated record. Gene Ontology annotation, molecular function: RNA polymerase II transcription regulatory region sequence-specific DNA binding; DNA-binding transcription factor activity, RNA polymerase II-specific. Gene Ontology annotation, cellular component: nucleus. Lineage: Eukaryota; Metazoa; Chordata; Mammalia; Rodentia; Cricetidae.